AUGCUGAAAGCGAGGACAGUCCGCAAACCCACUAAUGUCGAAGAGAAAUCUUCUUUCGAUGAGCAUACAUUCGGACUCGAAUACCCGCACAGACUCAACUUCUAUGACAGACCUCCGGCGUUCGACGUGACUUUGGAAGAAUUCGAAACGGCAGCUCUAGACAGACUUCGUGUGCUAGCAGAAAUUGAGUCGUCUGCUGUUCGUGGCAGAAGUUGGGAGGAGACGAAGAGUGUGACAGGGGAGCACUGCAACAAGUACCUACCACUUCAUUCAUCGACCGCGAAAUAUAUCGACCGCGACGCGGAACGGAGGAAAGAUAUACUUGGUCACUUUGUCUUGAGGCUUGCAUUCUCCCGAUCGGACGAACUCAGGCAGCGGUUCCUUAAGGCUGAGUUGACGCUGUUCAAAGUGAGAUAUGAUGAUUCGGACAUGGGAGAGCGGGAGGCCUUCUCGGAGUCUCGCAAUUUCAAUUGGGUCAAGGUGGACGACGAAGAGAAGAAGGCUAUUAGAUCCCAGCUAUUCUCAGUUUACUCAGGGCCAAAGGCGACAAGGGAGGCACUAUUCAAGCAGGAAACCUACCUCAAGGUCAGAUGGACGCGAGUGCCCGACUUAGUGUCUCACAGGAAGGUUUUCCUGAAAGGAGGGUGGGCCUAUGUUCCCUCCCGCGAGCAGUCAAGUAUCAUCUUUCAAGAAUUUGAGUCUCAUCUUGAGCAAGCACUGCUUCUAACGGCUAAAUCCCUACCGCGUCUCGACGAAGAUACUCGUCUAGACCCCAUAUUAACGAAUCUCUCUAAAGGGUUCCUCGCCGGCGUCGCGUCAGGAUGGAACGAUGAUCAAACCGAUAAAGACCAUAUCACAGCAGACAUGAUUGAUAGUCUUUCAAAGCACUUCCCUCUGUGCAUGCAACACUUACACUUCAAACUCACGAAGGAUCGUCACCUUCCCCACUUUGGUCGUCUGCAGUAUGGCUUGUUCCUGAAGGUUCUGGGUUUACCCAUAGAUGAAGCUAUCGCCUUUUGGCGAAGAUCCUUCAGUAAAAUAACCGAUGACGAAUUCAACAAGAAGUACAAGUACAACAUUCGUCAUUCGUACGGGUUGGAAGGGAGAAAGGCCAAUUACUCGGCGCUCAGCUGUUCGCAAAUAUUGAUUCCCUCGAAUAAAGAUUCGAACUGGGUGUGUCCUUACAAGCACUUUGCUCACGAGAACUUGUCGACCGCGCUGGCUGCUCGGUACCAGCUCGCUGGGACGGACCUCUCCGAAGUGAUGGCUACAGUCAAGGCCGGACAUCCACAUGUUGCGUGCACACGAGUGUUUGAGAUCACGCAUGCUGCGCAGGGCAUCAAGAAGGGGGAAGGCAUAGGAGGUGGCGAGAGUGUCACGCAUCCAAACCAGUACGCAGCAGUGAGCAUCGAACUUGAGAAGGCCUCAAGCGGGACCAAGACCGAAGCGAUGGUGGUGGACUGA
This is a messenger RNA of Pleurotus ostreatus (oyster mushroom), 1464 nucleotides long. RefSeq lists its product as uncharacterized. Lineage: Eukaryota; Fungi; Basidiomycota; Agaricomycetes; Agaricales; Pleurotaceae. The transcript is spliced from 8 exons. Bases 1 to 1464 code for a protein of 487 amino acids. The record is from RefSeq and is a predicted model, not a curated record. Gene Ontology annotation, biological process: DNA replication, synthesis of primer. Gene Ontology annotation, cellular component: alpha DNA polymerase:primase complex.